CCCACCUGCUUCCGGCCGCGGCUCACUUCUCCCGCCUCCGCCUCCGCCGCGGCUCGUGGUCGUCCCGCCAUGGCACUGUCGCGGGGGCUGCCCCGGGAGCUGGCUGAGGCCGUGGCCGGGGGCCGGGUCCUAGUGGUGGGGGCGGGCGGCAUCGGCUGCGAGCUCCUCAAAAACCUCGUGCUCACUGGCUUCUCCCACAUCGACCUGAUUGAUCUGGAUACUAUUGAUGUCAGCAACCUCAACAGGCAGUUUUUGUUUCAAAAGAAACAUGUUGGAAGAUCAAAGGCCCAGGUUGCCAAAGAGAGUGUACUGCAGUUUUACCCGAAAGCUAAUAUCAUAGCCUACCAUGACAGCAUCAUGAACCCUGACUAUAAUGUGGAAUUUUUUCGACAAUUUAUAUUGGUUAUGAAUGCUUUAGAUAACAGAGCUGCCCGCAACCAUGUUAAUAGAAUGUGUCUAGCAGCGGAUGUCCCUCUUAUUGAGAGUGGAACUGCUGGUUAUCUUGGGCAAGUAACCACUAUCAAAAAGGGUGUGACCGAGUGUUACGAAUGUCAUCCCAAACCAACCCAGAGAACUUUUCCUGGCUGUACAAUUCGUAACACACCUUCAGAACCUAUUCAUUGCAUUGUCUGGGCGAAGUAUUUGUUCAACCAGUUGUUUGGAGAAGAAGAUGCUGAUCAAGAAGUAUCUCCUGACAGAGCUGACCCUGAAGCUUCCUGGGAACCAAUGGAAGCUGAAGCCAGAGCCAGAGCAUCUAGUGAAGAUGGUGACAUUAAACGUAUUUCCACCAAGGAAUGGGCUAAAUCAACUGGAUAUGAUCCAGUUAAACUUUUUACCAAGCUUUUUAAAGAUGAUAUCAGGUAUCUAUUGACUAUGGACAAACUAUGGCGGAAAAGGAAACCUCCAGUUCCAUUGGAUUGGGCUGAAGUGCAAAGUCAAGGAGAAGAAACCAGUGCAUCAGAUCAACAAAAUGAACCCCAGUUAGGUCUGAAAGACCAGCAGGUUCUAGAUGUCAAGAGCUAUGCGUGUCUUUUUUCAAAGAGCAUUGAGACUUUGAGAGUUCAUUUAGCAGAAAAGGGGGAUGGAGCUGAGCUCAUAUGGGACAAGGAUGACCCAUCUGCAAUGGAUUUUGUCACCUCUGCUGCAAAUCUCAGGAUGCAUAUUUUCAGUAUGAAUAUGAAGAGCAGAUUCGAUAUCAAAUCAAUGGCAGGGAACAUUAUCCCUGCUAUCGCUACUACUAAUGCAGUGAUUGCUGGGUUGAUAGUAUUGGAAGGACUGAAGAUUUUAUCAGGAAAAAUAGACCAGUGUAGAACAAUUUUUUUGAAUAAACAACCAAACCCACGAAAGAAGCUUCUUGUGCCUUGUGCACUGGAUGCUCCCAACCCUAACUGUUACGUAUGUGCCAGCAAGCCAGAGGUGACUGUGCGGCUGAAUGUUCAUAAAGUGACUGUUCUCACCUUACAAGAUAAGAUUGUGAAAGAAAAAUUUGCUAUGGUAGCACCAGAUGUCCAAAUUGAAGAUGGAAAAGGAACAAUCCUAAUAUCUUCAGAAGAGGGAGAGACAGAAGCUAAUAAUCACAAGAAAUUGUCAGAAUUUGGAAUUAGAAAUGGGAGCCGACUUCAAGCAGAUGACUUCCUUCAGGACUACACUUUAUUGAUCAACAUCCUUCAUAGUGAAGACCUAGGAAAGGAUGUUGAAUUUGAAGUUGUUGGUGAUGCCCCAGAAAAAGUGGGGCCCAAGCAAGCUGAAGAUGCUGCCAAAAGCAUAACCAAUGGCAGCGACGACGGAGCUCAGCCUUCUACAUCCACAGCACAAGAGCAAGAUGAUGUGCUCAUAGUUGAUUCGGAUGAAGAAGGUCCCUCAAAUAAUGCUGAUAUCAGUGAAGACGAAAGAAGUCGCAAGAGGAAGCUAGAUGAGAAAGAGAGUGUCAGUGCGAAAAGGUCACGCAUAGAGCAGGCAGAGGAGCUUGAUGAGGUUAUAGCAUUAGAUUGAACAGAACUGCCUCUGAACGGAACCUCUUACUCCAUUAAGGCCUUCUGGGCAGAACCAGGUUAUUUGUUACGUCCUUUGUUCCAAAGGGAAAAAAUUGACACCAGUGACUUGAAGAUGAUUCUGCUCCCUUUGAAAGCAUUCAUUUUGCUAGAACUAUUAGAAACAUUGCAGUGUGCUGUACUGAAAGUAGGAAUAUAGUUUUAAAACCCUUUGAACAAAGUAUGUGCAUAACCAGUCCAUGAGAUGAAACAACACAAUGCAUGUUGCCUUUUUAAUGUAAAUACCCUUAGGUAUCAUUUAACAGUUUUAAAAUAUUGUGGUUUAGUAAAGUUGAUACCUGGUUAUAAAUAUUAUGCCUUUAUUUUUGGUUAGAAGAAGAAUUAUUUUUAGCCUAGAUCUAACCAUUUUCAUACUCUUAACUUACUGAAACAGAUUCAAAGAAGUAUCAAGUGCUAUGCAUUGAAACUUGUUUUUAAAUGUUAACUGGCACUAUGUAUAUUAAUGUAAAACAGUUGUUAAUUUACUCAAGUUUUCAGCUUGUACUGCCUGGUAUGUCUGUGUAAGAAGCCAAUUUUUGUGUAUUGUUACAGUUUCAGGUUAUUUAUAUUUGAUGUUUUGUAAAACUCAAAUACAACUAUACUGUACUUGCGGACCAAAUAAAUGACAUCUGCAUACUUGUUAUACAUGCCUGCACAGUUCAUGUUUCUGCUGCCUUACUGGGUUUAUACAUUGUAUUAUAUGCUGCAGGCAUACUAUAUUCUUUCCUUUUAGAAAAUUAACUCAGAAAUGGAUUACCAUAGAUGAGUACUGUUUACCACAGAUGAGUACUUUUAAAAAGACAGCUAUCUUUUAAAGGCAUGUUGCUUUUUAAAUGAUUGUAAACUGUUGGCCUUCUGUUGAGAACAUUCAAGUGAUCUUUGCUCAGCCCCAGUAACUUGGAGUCGUGGAUUUGAGAUUCCACAUGGCAAGUCUCCUCCACUCUGGGUGUCCCCAGGUCAUCCAAGGCCCUUCUUGCAUGUACCCUUCCGGGCCCAACUCUGACCAGCACAUGUGGCCAGGCCAGGCCGAUGGAUCAGCACCCACAUCUCCUGGACCUCCGAACGCCUUGGCCCCUAGGCUGCUCUCCUGCAGAUGUGCCUGGAGUUUUCAAAUAACAGAAACCCAUGAAGCUGUUUUCCCUGUUCUGUACCUCUGCCUUGGUGUUUUUGGCCACAGUCAAUGAAAUUUCAACUUGGUAAUUCAUUAUGUUCCCUGUUGUGUAAUUCUUACUCUGCCAUCCAGCUUACGAAGGUUUCAUUUUCCUCCAGAAAAGAAUUUUUUUUGAAAUUACAGAACUGUGUUACAGAUAAAAGUGGAAUAUCCUGAAAUACCCUCUCAGAAGCAAAUUUUGGUUAACUGGUUGGUCACUGAUGGUUAUCUCCGGUUUUGAAAUUUUGAAAUCUGAAGAGUUCUCGAGAGAAUCUGAAUUUUGGAAGUCUCCCCAUUCCUUAAAACCUCAUCCACCCUGCCUUUUUCGACACAGUUAUCAACAGUGUAUUUCCAGCAUUUUGUUUAUGUUCUUUUUUUUUUUUUUUUUCUUAUGUGAAUGUAUAGUGGCAUUAAAUGCCAGUGUGAUUUGUAGAAUGUGUUUCUCUCUUGGCAGCGGUUUUCAGUUUUGCAGCAACUCUAUUAUUACUUUUCCAGCAGUUUCUGUUUUUAUAAAAAUCUGGGUUUAUCAGCAAAGCAGGCCUGACCACAGUGGUCUUGUUUAACUAGACUAAGAUCCAAACUGCCCCUAUGUCCCUGGAGUGUGGAGGUACUUUAGAUCUGGCCUUUGUAUUCAUGGUUUUCCCAGGUGAGUCUUCUCAGUUUAUGGAGCUGGAAGCAAGGCUCAACAAGCAUGUUUCCCCAGCAGCUCCAGCCUGAAACAGUCUGACAAACCAUAUUCCAGCCUCAUUGGGAGCAGUCUGGUGACUCAAGUUUACCUAGACAGUCCCUUCUCACAAAGAUCAUGCUGCAUACUUGGCAGGUACCAUGAAAGGAUUCCGUGUUUUAAUGAGAGCCUGAACCAUUAACGGAAUAACUGAUCAGGCAAAGAUCAUCAGUGGAUGCAAAACCUAAAAGGCUACCAAGGAGCAGAAUCUUUGUGGAGUGCUCAAAUGUUGCUAUAUAAACUUGAAAAGUGUAAAGCUCUUUGUCUUGACAAUAGACUGAUCUAUCAUCAUUGUAAUCAAGUGAUCAAACCAGGCAUCACUAAUGGGACAGCCUGGUAUGUGCUUCCUGAUAGGAGAUGAUGAUUUGAAGGAUCCAACACCUAGGCCCCUCCCCACCCCAAAAAGGUAACUUGAAUUUAACAUCUAGACUUCCAACCAACAGGAAGCAGAGGAGUAGAGAAGCGAGUUACACAUUAAGGGGAAAUAAAUGGGUGAAUAUAGAAUGUGUGACAUUCUAGAACUCAAGUGUAAAAUGAUUCUUGUGACAAUUGGAAAUUUGAAAAUGGAACAAAUUGGGUGAUAAUGGAUUUCUUAGCUGUGGUAUUGUUCUUAUAGUUAUGUAGGCCAUUGUCCUUGAGAGAGAUUAGAGAUGAAGCUCACAACACCUACAACUUCUAAAUGGCUCAGCAAAAUAAAAAAUACAGGAAGAAAAACAAAAUUAACAUUGGAUUUCAGUGGAGCCUAUAUAUAUUGUUUAUUGUGCCAUCUAACUUUUCUCUGAGAACUUUAAUAAAAGUGGAGAUAUAUUUUGUA
This is a messenger RNA of Dama dama (fallow deer), 4718 nucleotides long. It is a transcript of the gene UBA2, whose product is annotated as ubiquitin like modifier activating enzyme 2. The transcript has 17 exons. Lineage: Eukaryota; Metazoa; Chordata; Mammalia; Artiodactyla; Cervidae. Gene Ontology annotation, biological process: protein sumoylation. Bases 70 to 1992 code for a protein of 640 amino acids. Gene Ontology annotation, cellular component: SUMO activating enzyme complex; cytoplasm. Gene Ontology annotation, molecular function: SUMO activating enzyme activity. The record is from RefSeq and is a predicted model, not a curated record.